Molecule: messenger RNA, 951 nt
Organism: Cotesia glomerata
Lineage: Eukaryota; Metazoa; Arthropoda; Insecta; Hymenoptera; Braconidae
Product: 1-phosphatidylinositol phosphodiesterase-like
Exons: 1
Coding region: 1-951 (316 amino acids)
Biological process (GO): lipid metabolic process
Molecular function (GO): phosphoric diester hydrolase activity
Source: RefSeq, a predicted model, not a curated record
AUGUUCGUACCAGUGAUAACAAUUGUCUUAAUAGUAAAUUCAGUUAACGCAUGUUCUGACACCACUGAUAGAUUUUUGGACCGGAGCCGAUUUCUGUCGAUGUUUUCAAAUAAUCAUAAGCUCAACAAUGUGUCGCUAAUUGGCACAAUCGGUUCAGUAACGUACAGACAUUUUAAGUACGGAAGAACUCAGUCUUUGAAUAUCAAACAGCAAUUGAAGCAUGGUGUUCGUGUUCUAGAUCUGGGAUUAGCUGCAAAGUCGAACCGAUUUGCUCUGCACACCGGUCCGAUUGAUUUAGGAUUGUAUUUCGAGGAUGUUAUAUCUGAUGUUGAAGAUUUCUUGGAUAGAAACCCACGUGAGUUUGUGAUUAUACUCGUCAGAGAAGAUUAUGCACCUGCGGAAGACGUCACGAUGGACAAUUGCAAAAUAAUGGAAACUUAUGUGAAGAAAUCGAAGCGGAUUGUCACCAAUUGGAAAUUGAAAAGCAUUUUCAAAAAAAUUAGGGGUAAGAUUUUGAUUGCAACGCAGUCUUAUGGCAGUGGAUUCGAUCUAUGCGCUGUUAAUUUGCACGGAAAGUGUUUGAUCCAAAAUAAAGAAUGCAAAAAAUUGAAAUCUGUUGAUGAGAUCGACUCCAAGUGGAACAGUAUUUUGAAACUGCAGAUUGCGACUUUUUAUAAAAAACGUCAAUGUUUCAUUAACAAUUUGUUUUACUAUGGAAGCAAGCACAGCGUGGAUGUUAUUGCUAAUCACGGGUACGUUAAUUCGGAUGGCGAAUAUAUUCAGCCGAUCAACAAGAGAAUGGCCAAAGAUUUUCUCAAUUCGCAUAAAGGACUGGUUAUUGUGAUCGCUAGUUUUGUGACACAAGAAUUAAUUGACAAGAUUAAUUUUAGUAACUUUGAACGAUCAGAUAAAAAAGACAUUAACAAUGUAAUGACAAUAAUUAAGGUGUAA